Labrus mixtus (cuckoo wrasse) is the source of this 3539-nucleotide messenger RNA. It is a transcript of the gene ncln, whose product is annotated as nicalin. Lineage: Eukaryota; Metazoa; Chordata; Actinopteri; Labriformes; Labridae. The coding region runs from base 64 to 1797 and encodes 577 amino acids. Gene Ontology annotation, biological process: regulation of signal transduction. Gene Ontology annotation, cellular component: endoplasmic reticulum membrane. The record is from RefSeq and is a predicted model, not a curated record. The transcript has 15 exons.
AGACCAGCUGAAUAUAUAUUGUAUUUUUUUCCUUCAAGCUUUGCGUAGAAAACAGUCGCCACGAUGUUUGAGGAGGCUAGUGAAGUGUUUGAUAACAUGUUUAAAUCAUCGUUUCCCCUCACCUUCAUCGUGUUUAUCCCCGCGGUUCUGAUCCUGGUGUCUCCGCUGCCGGCCGAGGCGGCACAUGAGUUCACGGUGUAUCGCAUGCAGCAGUACGACCUGCAGGGGCAGCCCUACGGUACCAGAAAUGCCAUCCUGAACACUGAGGCCCGUACUGUGGAGGCAGAGGUACUAAGUCGCCGCUGUGUUAUCAUGCGGCUGGCGGACUUCUCUUAUGAAGAGUACCAGAAAGCCUUGCGACAGUCAGCUGGUGCUGUUGUCAUCAUCCUGCCCAAGAACAUGUCUGCUGUUCCCCAGGACAUAGUACAGCAGUUCAUGGAGCUUGAGCCUGAGAUGUUAGCUACUGAGACCAUCGUCCCCGUCUACUUUGCCAUGGAGGAUGAUGAGCUGCUGUCCAUCUACACCCAAACCUUGACCUCCUCCUCGUCACAGGGCUCCUUAUCAGCAGCUGAAGUGCUGCUGCAUACGGCCACAGCUAACGGCUUCCAGAUGGUGACCAGUGGAGCGCAGAGUAAAGCCAUCAGUGACUGGGCCAUCACAAGUUUAGAGGGUCGUCUGGCUGGCGUUGGAGGAGAGGACUUGCCCACUAUUGUUGUGGUUGCUCACUACGACUCCUUUGGUGUCGCUCCAUGGCUUUCGUAUGGAGCGGACUCAAACGGCAGUGGAGUGUCCAUGUUACUAGAGCUGGCUCGUCUCUUUUCCAAACUUUACACCUACAAGAGAACACACGCUGCGUACAACCUGCUGUUCUUUGUAUCUGGAGGAGGAAAGUUUAACUACCAGGGCACCAAACGUUGGCUGGAAGACAAUCUUGACCAUACAGACUCCAGUCUGCUGCAGGACAACGUAGCCUUCGUGUUGUGUUUGGACACUCUGGGGAACGGGGACUCCAUGCACCUCCAUGUGUCCAAACCCCCUAAAGAGGGAACUCCUCAGUAUUCCCUGCUCAAGGAGCUGGAGAUGGUGGUCUCCAGUCAGUACCCAGAGGUCAAGUUCUCCAUGGUCCACAAGAAAAUUAACCUAGCAGACGACAUGCUGGCCUGGGAACACGAGCGCUUCGGGAUCCGUCGGCUUCCAGCCUUCACGUUGUCCCACCUGCCAUCCCAUCGCCUGGCUCAGCGCUCCAGCAUCAUGGACGUGCGGUCAGUGUCCCCCUCCUCUCGCCACGGAGCGGGAGAGCCCCCUGCUGGGCCUCAUGUAGAUGUGAAGAAACUCAGCAGGAACACCAAGUUGGUAGCAGAAGCCCUGGCACGUGUCAUAUACAACCUCACUGAGAAGGGGGCGCCUGGAGACCUGAAGAUCUUCACUGAACAGAUGCAGGUGCAGGAGGAGCAGCUCUCAGCGGUGGUGGACUGGCUCACAGCACAGCCCCGAGCCGCUCAGCUGGUGGACAAAGACAGCAGUGUGGUGUCCACUCUGGAGUAUCACCUCGGACACUACCUCAAAGACGUCAAGAGACACUAUGUCAAAGCCGACAAAAGGGAUCCAGAGUUUGUAUUCUACGACCAGCUAAAGCAGACAAUGAAUGCUUACAGAGUGAAGCCUGCUAUUUUUGACUUGCUGCUGGCAGUCUGCAUUGCAGCAUACUUGGGGAUGAUGUAUCUGGCCAUCCAGAACUUCGGCAUCCUGUACAGUGUCGUCCGCAGAAUCACCCAACCCAAAACAAAGACCCAUUAAGGUGUACAACACAGUUUUCCAGAUCUCACCCUUUUCCUCCAGUCGAGACACUUUAGCCAGUAAGAACACGUGUGCUGGGCAGAGCUGCUGUCGUCAUGAUGGUUUUCAAACCAGCAGAAUCACUUCAACAUCCCUCAUCCGGAUCCACAAACUAUGAUGUCAGAUCCUGUCCUGCUGCCAACUGAAUCCAUUUGGUCUGCUGGACCAGAAUAAUCAGGAAUCAUUUUUCACUUGCCCUGUCUUCAACUCCGAUGUUUUCUUCAUUCAUUUGUAAUGAUCCCUUACCUUGGAACGUAUGUUUAGAAUUUGUCCCCACCUUUUAAGAUAUGAGAGUAUCCGAUGUUGCUGUUCCAGCGCUCGCUCUUCCAUCUUCCUCUCAGUAUACUGUACAAGUGAUUAUUCUGCCAAACGGGCUUCAUGUGAGGCCAUAGGCAGCUACAGGGAGAAUCUGAACACAGAGUUAAGAACCGAAUGUCUUUACCUGAGAUAUGUUCCCCUCCUUUUCUGUUAAAGGAUAUGUUUAUACAUCGGUCUGUCUUAAUACAAUGCCCACAUUUCAUAAAAAAACAUUAUCAGAGUUAUCAGUCAUGUUAUUAUUUGUGUCUCCACUGAGAACUCCUGAAUCCACAGUCUGUGAAGUUUUACCACUACACCUGAUCCAUGAAAAGCAUUGAUUGACUUUCAAGAGAAUAAUAACAAUUGAGGAUAAUGAUAUUAAGCAAUGCGUAUAUAACAAACUACAAUUAAAUAAUGUUAAAGAAAGAGAAGCAAAAUACCUGAUGAUCUGGACAUUCUUCUUCUUGUGACACUUUAAUAGACCUUUCAUCUGGCUCUACAUCUCUUAGAAUGUGUGUGUGCUAGAAUUAUUUUUUAACUCCGACCCUUUGAGGAGAGAAGAAAUGAUCACAGGCCGAUAACAUCCACAGGUGAGUAUGUGAGUAUUGUAUUGGGACAGACCCUUUAAACAUGCAGUGAAAAUGACUCCUAUAAUAACAUAUUUCAAGUUUACAAAUAAGGCUAGUUGUCAGAAUGAGAUGUAAAGUAGUGUUUAGAUAAUCCUGAUUCUGUUGCCCUGGUAGUGAUUUUAUGAAUGGAAAGAAAUCCUCACUAAAUUAUAGUUGUACACCCCCGCCCCUACUCGGCAUUUAAUAUAAAAAUAGUUGUAGAAAUUUAAACCUGAUUUCACCCUUUUGUUUCUUGUUCUAUUUUUAACAUUGUCACCUUUCUCUGUCGCAGAAGAUUGUGUUCUGUUGCUGUUUGACCUGGUGUGUCUUAUUUCUACUUCGCCUUUUCUUUUUUUUUUUACCUGUAAUGAUUUCAAGCGUCAUGCUGUUGAGGCCAUCUGAAAGCUCAUGUGUAGGUUAGUUGUCCGACAUCGAACAUGUUUUUUUUUGUCUCCCUCUGCUAAAUCAGAGCACAUGUGUGUAAAGUGUGCAGGAGUUCAAAGCCAACACAUCGGGAUACAACUCCCCCUUACUCUUUUUUUAUCAGUGAAAACAUGUUGAGCUGAACUUUGACCUUUUUGCUGACCGUAAUAAAAUGUGAUUCAACUGAAGUCAAAGAUUUUGAAAACUGUUUGAAGAUACUGGUUAAGCCAGCACUGCACUAUUUACACACUGGAUGUCUUAAAUGGGAAUAACAGGAAUUUGUUUGAAUUGAAUGGGGAAAAGUCUUAAACACUUGGUAAUUACAUUUCUUAAGAUGUUGGUGUUGGUUAAAUAAAUACUGCAGUGUUUCCUCGA